CAAUGGGCGGGGCAUCUUGUUCUCUUCGGCCCCUCCCUACCAAGCUUUUCAAAAAAAUGGCUUCCAGAAAUCGUUUCGUUGCUAAGCCUGUGUCCUUUGAGCUACUGUUUUUAGAAUUGAGGGGGCCACUAAAUGGCCUGUGGUUUGAAUGUUUUCAUUCUCUGAAAGUUGACAAAACAAAAUUACUUCAAAUUCGUGAUAAGUAUAGGAAAGACCCAAAAAUAUGCGUCAUUGAAGGUAUUCGUGCUUGGUUGGAAAACACUGACCCCCCUCCAUCAUGGGAAAGUCUAGUCCCAGUCCUUCGAAAUGUUCUUUUGGAAACAGAAUUAGCCGAUCGUAUUGAACGACUAUAUGUUGAUCCAUCGAAGUAUCCCAAUUACCAGCCUCGUAUGCCUACAUUUUCUACCAGCAAUCCAAAGAUAACUUACGAAGGUGUAAAAUUAUCUUUUGGACCACCUGGAUUCAGUAAUACUGCAUUCUCAUCACUUCUGACGGAUAUGAUGGAUCAAUACAAUGAUGGAGGCUCAUGCUACACUCUUCACUAUGCCAUUUCAUCUCUGUGUUGCCCUGAUGGUACACCAUAUAUUGACUUUGAAAUUAUUCGUUCAACAAUGUCAAUUGAUGGUAUAGUUAUGUCUCUUUUAUUUCAUAACUAUGUCUCAGAUAUGGAUGUAGAUCUUAUUAUUUAUUUAAUGAAAGUUUUGCAGCACUUUGACGCUAUCAGUUUUUCUCUCCAAAUUUAUUAUAAGGAAAGAAGUCUAUUUCAACCAUUCGUUAGGAAAAUAUUGAAUAUAGAUGCAAUAUUUCUCAUCACUUUUGAAUUUCAACGUGAAGUUGCUGUUCCUGACUUUCAGCUAGCAACCAAUCUGAAGGAAAGAGUACAAAUAAUUUGUAACCUGACCAGCUUUCCUUAUAUCAUGCAGUUUAUGGGAUGGUCUGUUGGUCCACUGUGUCUAUAUUAUCAGUUACCAUAUGCAACUAUGCAUCUUGUCCGUAAAUCGUUUCAAACUAUGCCAGAAAGCCUGAAAGAAUUGAAGAUUAAUAAAGUUAAUAUUGAAGUUGGAUCAGCUAAAGAUACUCUUGUUACUCAGUAACAAUGGUAUUAUGAUUCAUUAUAAAUCAUUAUUAUUAUUGAUAUUAUAAUCGCUAUUAUUUCUAAUAUUGAUAAUAUUUUUCAUAACUCAAAUUUCUUUAUUACAA
Molecule: messenger RNA, 1200 nt
Organism: Amphimedon queenslandica
Lineage: Eukaryota; Metazoa; Porifera; Demospongiae; Haplosclerida; Niphatidae
Exons: 3
Coding region: 3-1094 (363 amino acids)
Source: RefSeq, a predicted model, not a curated record